Molecule: messenger RNA, 1950 nt
Organism: Neohortaea acidophila
Lineage: Eukaryota; Fungi; Ascomycota; Dothideomycetes; Mycosphaerellales; Teratosphaeriaceae
Product: MgPPZ1,protein phosphatase 2A-like protein
Exons: 4
Coding region: 158-1765 (535 amino acids)
Cellular component (GO): nucleus; cytoplasm
Molecular function (GO): protein serine/threonine phosphatase activity
Source: RefSeq, a predicted model, not a curated record
AGCAACCACGCCGUCGAAUCCCGGCCGUCCAGACCGCCUUAAGCCGGCUCCGGUGACUGAAGAGCUCAGGCACUACCGAUCUGCUAUCAAAACGUGGGGCAACCGUGAGCAGGAGAAAGAUACGGGAGCGCGGAACGUCUGGAGUACAGUUGUGAAAAUGGGCCAAGGCUCCUCCAAGGACAGCAAGAACAGCUCGGGCUCUCAGACGCCUACCGGCGCCGGGCCAGAUCUCUCCUCAUACCCUUCCUUCAGCAAAUCGGACACGCGAGAAUCCUCCCGGUCCCUUCGAACCGCCCUUCGAACCAAAAUCCCCUCCAACCGGCUCACCGACAGCCCUCGAUCAUCCACAGCGGCUCUAGCGGAUAACACCGACAGUCAGUCGAUCAAAUCGACUGCCAGUGGCAAGGCGGGAGCGCGCCAGGCAAGAGCUUCGCAGUCGCAGUCCGAUUCUGCCGAUGCGCGCAGUCAAAACAACGCCGACGACGAUGACGAUCCCGAACCACCGCCAUCGCCUACGCAAGGGCCGAUGACGGGCGAUCACAAGGGUGUAGAAGAUGCACAGCGCUCCGGAGAGGUGGAUGCCGUCUCCGAUGCCCCGCCGACCGCGGCGGGACAUCAGGCAACCACCAUCAACGCCGAGCCACUGCCUUCUAUCUUGAUGAAGAGGGACUCCACCAGCACACCCACAUCCGGAGCAGCAGCCGUGCUCGCUAUGGCGGAAAGCAACCACAACUCCAACUCUUUGUCUACCUCGAGCUCGCUAGAUAUUGGCGCACUCAAGCAAAUGGACCUGGAUGACAUGAUCAAGCGCUUGGUGGAUGCUGGGUAUGCCGGCAAGGUGACCAAGACGGUCUGCUUGAAGAAUGCAGAAAUUACAGCGAUCUGUAACGCCGCUCGAGAGCUGUUCCUGUCGCAACCCGCGCUCCUCGAGCUGUCCCCUCCUGUCAAGAUUGUGGGGGACGUGCAUGGGCAAUACACCGAUCUCAUUCGACUUUUUGAAAUGUGCGGCUUCCCUCCGAACAGCAACUUCUUGUUCUUGGGCGAUUACGUGGAUCGGGGAAAACAAUCUCUGGAAACCAUCUUGCUCCUCCUGUGCUACAAGCUACGCUUCCCGGAGAACUUCUUCCUGCUUCGAGGCAAUCACGAGUGCGCAAAUGUCACGCGUGUCUACGGUUUCUACGAUGAGUGCAAGCGGCGAUGCAACGUCAAGGUGUGGAAGACGUUUGUGGACUGCUUCAAUACCAUUCCCAUUGCCGCCAUCGUGGCCGGCAAGAUCUUUUGCGUGCACGGCGGUCUCUCGCCGUCGCUGUCGCACAUGGACGACAUCCGCAAUAUCGCGCGGCCGACCGACGUUCCCGACUAUGGAUUGCUGAACGACCUCCUAUGGUCAGAUCCAGCGGACAUGGAGGCCGAUUGGGAGGCGAAUGAACGAGGCGUGAGCUAUUGUUUUGGUAAGAAGGUGAUUAUGGAGUUUUUGGCGAAGCAUGAUUUCGAUCUGGUGUGUCGCGCACACAUGGUCGUCGAGGAUGGAUAUGAGUUUUUCAACGAGCGGAUUCUGGUGACGGUGUUCUCGGCGCCGAAUUACUGCGGUGAAUUCGACAACUGGGGCGCUGUGAUGAGUGUUUCAGGCGAGCUUCUUUGCUCGUUCGAACUCCUGAAGCCAUUGGAUUCGAGCGCGCUGAAGAGUCACAUCAAGAAGAGCCGGAACAAGAGGCAGAGCAUGCUCAACAGCCCGCCUGCGAGCCACAUCCCCCAAAGCUACUAGCUGAGACGCCAGAACACCAUCCGUAAAGGCAACAUUAGCCUAUCCCCGCGCCGACAUAGGGAUAACAUGGCACUCGAUACCUAUGCAGCCAUCAAUCCUGGGUCGGGUCAAUCUUACCGCCUUUCACCGGUACGGGGUAGCCAGCGCACCACCCAUCAAGCAUGGAAGGAUCUUGGCAAUAGCUG